Molecule: messenger RNA, 1956 nt
Organism: Gigantopelta aegis
Lineage: Eukaryota; Metazoa; Mollusca; Gastropoda; Neomphalida; Peltospiridae
Product: metabotropic glutamate receptor 7-like
Exons: 2
Coding region: 100-1956 (618 amino acids)
Biological process (GO): G protein-coupled glutamate receptor signaling pathway; regulation of synaptic transmission, glutamatergic
Cellular component (GO): membrane
Molecular function (GO): group II metabotropic glutamate receptor activity
Source: RefSeq, a predicted model, not a curated record
GCCAUCAUCUUCGCCAUCGACGAGAUCAACAACAGCAGCGACAUCCUCCCAGGAGUAGAGCUGGGAUACAGAAUCCUCGACGACUGUCACAUCUCCCCCAUGGCGUUGUCGAGGGCGAUGCAGUUCAUGCCGAACGCGAGGACGCUGCAGACGACGUGUAGAAAAAAGGAGUGUUCUGGAGACGGGAAGCUGGACAAACUGCCGCAGUUCUUUGACGUGGUUGGAGUCCUGGGCGCCUACACCAGCUCGCUGAGCAUCGUGGUCGCCAACGUGAUGACGUUGUUCAAGAUUCCGCAGAUCAGCCACACCUCCACCAGCGACCUCCUCAGCGACAAGAAGCGCUUCCCGUACUUCCUGAGAGUUAUCCCCCCUGACAAACACCAGGUGCAGGCGAUGGCAGACGUCCUGCACGCGUUCGACUGGAGGUAUGUGUCUGUGAUUUUCUCUCAGGGUAGCUACGGCCAGGAGAGUCACAAGAAGCUGCUGCCGAUACUGAAGAAAUUAGACAUCUGCGUAGCCCAGUCGCUCGAACUGACAGACAUCAUGGGUCACGACGAUUACGACCACGUCAUUUCCUCUCUCCGGAGGUUCGAACGAGCCAGAGUUGUCGUUCUUUACGCCGAGAUUCAGCAUGUCGUGGAUAUAAUGGCUGCCGUGAAACGUAAUGACGCCUCGGGUGAAUUCAUUUGGACCGGAAGUGACGCGCUGAGUCACAUGGUGGAUGAACACCCCGAUAUCUGUGAGUACAAUAUCGGAAUAUUAACCGUGGGGCCGUACUCGGCUAAUGUGCCAAAGUUUUCUGCGUACAUGGAUUCUAUGAGUAAUUUUAAACGCCACGACCCUUUGACUUUAAAUUCGUGGAUGUCACAUAAUAAAAGUAACACGAUACAUGUAAAAGACGACGGCGAUGGUAGUAAACACUACGCGCACCUGUUUGCGUCAUCCUACCUGAUCGACGCCGUGUAUGCCUUUGCACAUGCGCUUCAGCACCACAUCGAUCGCGAUUGCGCGCACGUUGCGGCCGACCAAUUAAAAACGUGCGUGAGCGGGGAGUCCCUGCUACCUUACCUGAAGCGAGUUACAUUCCAGGGUUCGAUUGGACAGAUCUCCUUCGACGGCAACGGCGACGUCUUGGGCAAGAUCGAGAUCAGACAGUGUCAAGUGUCGGACGACGCUACCGGCGACGUCACUCGCCACCUAUCCGUCGGCUUGUGGGACGUGGGCUCGCGAACGCUCACCAUCGACAACGACAAACUGCAGUGGUCGAGAAACGAAACGGGUUGGAGACGGACGCCGGUUUCGGUUUGCGGGGAGGCGUGCGGCGUGGGCGAGGUGUACACCUUCCCGAAGUCGACGUGCUGCUGGGAGUGCAUGGGCUGCAAGCACAACGAAAUUACGUCAUCGAACGCCACGCGAUGCCGGGAGUGCCCGGAGUUCUACUGGCCCGACGGAAACACCCGAAGGACGUGCUACCCGAUCGAGCCGACGAUCAUUCGCAUGUACGACGCCGUGUCCGUCGUUUUGUGCGCCUUCGCGUCCCUCGGGCUCAUCUCCACCGGCGUGGUGAUCCUGUUUUUCCACAGCUACCGCCACGAGCGAGUGAUUCGAUCUUCCAGUCGGGAACUCAGUUACAUGAUCCUGGUGGGCAUACUGGCCGCCUACCUACUCGUGUUCACAUUUCUUGUGUUUCCCAGCAGUUUCUUCUGCUACCUCAACCAAGUGGGCUUCAGUCUGACCUUCACCUUGCUAUAUGCGCCACUGCUCGUGAAAACGAACCGAAUAUACCGGAUAUUCAAGGGAGGUAAGAAGACCGCGGCGCUGCCACGCUGCACGAGCACGACGUCACAGAUUGCCAUAGUAACCAGUCUGCUGACUAUCCAGUUCACCGACUCCAGUCCAAUUCAAGCGGCACAGUGGGUGAAACAGAACGAUGUCGGGUCUAUGGGGAAGUAUUAA